AAAGAUUUUGACAAAAAUUUUGGAAUUUUCUUGGAGAGAAAAAAUCAUUAAAACACUAAUCAUGUGUAAACCCUUGAAGACGUUUUGUGUAUUACUUUAACGCGUUGAAAUUAACGAUGAUGGGAAUUGUUACGACGAAGACUUAUACUAACUUCGAUUUCUCCAAUAAAGGUUUUGGUGUUGGUGGUUUGAAACAGUUUGUGUACGGUAAUACUUUCAUAGUUCUCGAUGCUUUCUGGGUUUCUUUCUCUAAUCUCUUCUUCUUCAGAGUUGAUUCAGACAAAGAGACAAGUUUGGUCGUGUUCGAGAAACAGAACACAAACGGUUCCUCUGUUUACGGAGAUUAUCAAGAUCAAAAGCAAAUAUGUGGAACACAAGACGAUGAUCAGAUGGAAAGUUCUCUGGUUUCGAUUAGCAAGAGAUGCGAGUUUUAUUCCGACAACAAAAGUAUUGUUGGUUUUGUAGAAGAACCUCAAGCGUUUAGCUUUAAGUUUCAUGAGUACUCUGCUAGUACUGUUCAGGAGGAGGAGAAGAAGAAGAUGGUGAGUUUCUCUGAUGAAAACACGAGUUCCACGGUUUUGGAGAAAUCAGAAUCAGAGGAGGAACACGUGAAAGAAGAGAUGUUGGUUUAUGAGUUCAUGAGUUGUGGUGUUUUAAAAGAAUCAUUAGUUCACGAGAAUUUUGUUGGUGGUGAAGAAAACUUGUUUGAUGAUGAUGAAGAUGGGUUUAUAGAACUAAACCCAAGUUUACAGAUUUCUAACUUUUCUUAUGGAGAAGAAGAGGAAGAAGAAGAGUUUAUGCAGAGAGAAGAAGAGAUGAAAAUGGGUUUUGAUGAACAAGAAGAGGUAUAUGAUGAGUUUGAUGAUGGUUCAGAUUCAGAUGAUGAUGAGUUUGAGCAUAGUGAUGUGAUUGAGAAGUUGAAAACGGAACUAAGGAUCGCAAGAACAGGAGGAUUGUGCACUAUUCUUGAGGAAUCAGAGACUCCAUUAGAAGAGCUGAAACCACUCAAGAUCGAACCAAAACCAGAUCAGCACAAAGACAGAAUUGCUGAGAUUCACAAGGUUUACAAGAACUAUGCGGUUAAAAUGCGAAAACUCGAUGUCAUCGAUUCUCAAACAAUGCAUUCCAUCAGUUUGCUUAAGUUAAAAGAUUCAUCUAAACCGAGCAGAAACAUCGUUAAACCGCCUAAAUCGUCUCUGCAUCAGAAUAUAUGGCCAUUCAAGAAACAUAAGCUUGAAUGUGACCCGAUUGAGAGACUUGUGAAAGAAGCAAGCAGAGACUUUGAGACUGUCUAUGUAGGCCAAGUUUGUCUCUCGUGGGAGAUGCUUCGAUGGCAAUACGACAAAGUCUUGGAAUUUGAUUCUCAGGUUACUACUUAUCAAUACAAUUUAGUAGCUGGAGAGUUUCAACUAUUCCAAGUUCUGCUUCAACGGUUUGUGGAGAAUGAACCGUUUCAAAACUCCUCUAGAGUUGAGACUUACUUAAAGAACCGUCGCCAUUUCCAUAAUUUUCUUCAGAUUCCACUUGUUAAAGAUGACCGUUCCUCAAAGACUAACAAGAAAUGUAGAAACGAAGGGGAAUUCGCGGUAAAGAUUGAAAUGUUGAGAGAGAUUAUCCGAGAAUCCAUGAGUGUUUUUUGGGAGUUUCUUUGUGCAGACAAAGACGAGUUUACUUCAAUAAUGAAAGUUUCUCACCAAACUCAAGUCUCUCCACAAGAUCCUCUAGACCUUGAGCUCUUGACAGAUAUCAGAACUGAUCUCCAAAAGAAGGAGAAGAAGCUAAAGGAAAUAUUGAGAAGCCAAAGCUGUAUAGUGAUGAAGUUAAAGAAGAAUGAGUCAAAGAGUAAUGUUGGUGUGAAGGAUGAGUUACUAAUAGCUCAAAUCGAACUGAGACUGGUUUCAAGAGUGAUGAACAUGUCGAAACUUACCACCGAGAAGUUAGUUUGGUGUAGGGAGAAACUUGAUAGGAUCAGCUUCAACGGUCGGAAGAUUCACAUUGAACCAUGUUUCUCAUUGUUACCUUGUUGAGCCAUCUCUGCCUAUAGAUUAGAUCAUAGAUAUUGGAAUAUUAUGGCUUCAGAUCCGGGAAGAUGUCUUUUUGUUGUUGUUCCUGAGAACAAAAUAUAUAUCUAGUGAUGAU
Arabidopsis arenosa is the source of this 2139-nucleotide messenger RNA. The record is from the annotation of a GenBank genome assembly. Lineage: Eukaryota; Viridiplantae; Streptophyta; Magnoliopsida; Brassicales; Brassicaceae.